CGUCACUCAACCCAGCGCCUUUGAUUCCUGAAAGGGGAAGAAGAAACAGAGUUCCGAGAAGCUCUCGAUCCAUUUUCAUGGCGGCAGCUACUUUCUUUCCUUAUCAAACUUCAUUCAACAAUCGCCAUUAUCUUUCUCGCGAUACUCGAUUUCGUUCUCCUCUUCGAGUAUCCACUCGUCGUUCUUUCUCGUUUACUGUUCGGGCGAGUUCGACGCUUGUUCUUGAGUCGGAUUUAAGCAUUCAGCAGGAUCGUAAUUCAAAAAUUGACGUGUUUUCAUGCCCGGUUUGUUUUGAACCACUGUUGAGAACAGGCCCGCCAGGUUUCAACUUGCCAGCUAUUUAUAGGUCUGGUUUCAAGUGUGGAAGAUGCAAUAAGUCAUACACUAGCAAGAACAUCUUUCUGGAUCUUACAGUUACUUCUGGAAUGAAGGAAUAUGUUGAAGUCAAACCUGGGGGAACUGAGCUGUUUCGGAGUCCACUUGUUUCAUUUCUGUAUGAAAGAGGAUGGCGUCAAAACUUCAACCGAAGUGGAUUCCCCGGCCCUGAUGAAGAAUUUAAAAUGGCUAUGGAAUAUUUUAAAUCUGCUGAAGGUGGUCUUUUAGUGGAUGCAAGCUGUGGUAGCGGUUUGUUUUCCAGAAAAUUUGCAAAAUCUGGGGCUUUUUCAGGUGUUAUUGCACUUGAUUUUUCUGAGAAUAUGCUCCUCCAGUGUUAUGAUUUCAUCAAGAAAGAUGCUACUCUUUUGAACAGUAAUCUUGCUCUUGUGAGAGCAGAUAUCUCUAGGCUUCCCUUUUCAUCAGGAUCAGUGGAUGCUGUUCAUGCUGGUGCAGCAUUGCAUUGUUGGCCAUCUCCUUCCAAUGCUAUUGCUGAGAUCACUCGUGCAAUGCGGAGUGGUGGAGUAUUUGUGGGAACGACUUUUUUGCGGUACACAUCAUCCACUCCCUGGUUUGUAAGAAUUUCUAGAGAGCGUGCCUUUCAGAACUUCGGCUACUUAACAGAGAAAGAAAUAGAGGAUUUGUGCAAAUCCUGCGGUCUGAUUAACUAUUCAAGCAAAAUUCAGCAAUCUUUCAUUAUGUUCUCUGCUCAGAAGCCAUGAAAGUAAGUUCUCAAUCUCAUCUUCAUUUGUGAUAUCUAAAAAUUUAUAACGAUGAUUGAAUACAAUAAUGUGGAAAUAUCUGGAACUGAAAAUGAUAAUUAAUUGAAUUGAAUAGAAUCAUUUGUUAAUAAAUACGCCACAAUUGUCAAUCUUGAGAAGAGACAUGUAAAUUGUAAUAAUAAUAGAAAUACUUCUCUCUUUGUGUUUGUAGUAA
Cucurbita maxima (winter squash) is the source of this 1308-nucleotide messenger RNA. RefSeq lists its product as uncharacterized. Lineage: Eukaryota; Viridiplantae; Streptophyta; Magnoliopsida; Cucurbitales; Cucurbitaceae. The transcript has 8 exons. Bases 78 to 1094 code for a protein of 338 amino acids. The record is from RefSeq and is a predicted model, not a curated record. Gene Ontology annotation, molecular function: S-adenosylmethionine-dependent methyltransferase activity.